UUCAGUAAAACUUCCCUAUUAAAACUCUCAAAUUUAGAUGCAUGUUGAAGAUAAAGAGUGAAUACAAGGGAUGUGGAGUUCAUUGAACAUCAGGUGUGUGAGUAAGAUAAAUGAUGUUGUUUGUCAACCAAAGAAACUCUCCAAGCAAAGAAGUCUAAACCCAUAUGAAGAAGUUAAGCAUGAGCAUGAAGUUCAAUUUGGUAGUGAAAUUAUGAAGAGCAUAAUCAAUUACAAGGAACCUUCCCCUCCGAGCAGCUUCAAAGAAAUUAAUACAGGAGAGCCAUCAAGGAAAGUCAUAGAAAAGAUCCUUCAAUGUGCUUUACCAAACACAAAAUCAUCAAAAAUUCUGAAGAUCAAAAGGGUUUUCAGAGUGAAGAACUCACCUGAAGUGGUUGACAACUUUGAGAAGUAUAGGGAUAUGGUGAAGCAGAAAGCUAAGAAAACAGAAUACAGACAACCGAGGAGCGUGGUUGACGGGAACGAGCUCUUAUGUUUUUAUGUCACUACCAUGACUUGCCAUGGAGGACAAAUAGAGCUUUUCUCAACACCUUGUGAACAUUCUGAUUGCAAUUUAUGCCAGACGAUUAGCUCUAGUUUCGACACGAAAUACACAAAAAGGUUUGGGAUUCAACUAUGUAUGAGCAGUGAGGCUUUAAGUAAGAGUAUUACAGCAGUUUCAAAGGGAAAGAACACUAAAAGGGUAGUAAUAAUUUGCAGGAUCAUAGCAGGGAGAAUAAGAGCAAUCAAAGAUAGAACAAGUGAAGAUGAUUAUGAUUCAGUUAGGAAUUUUGCAGGGUUUUGUUUCAAUUCUGAGCAUUUGAUUGUAAAAAAUCCUAAUGCUGUACUUCCUUGCUUUUUUGUAGUAUUGAGCUAAG
Messenger RNA from Beta vulgaris subsp. vulgaris (sugar beet), 875 nucleotides. RefSeq lists its product as hypothetical. The transcript has 2 exons. The record is from RefSeq and is a predicted model, not a curated record. Bases 71 to 874 code for a protein of 267 amino acids. NCBI's taxonomy places the organism in Eukaryota, Viridiplantae, Streptophyta, Magnoliopsida, Caryophyllales, Amaranthaceae.